AUUAUAAAUGUUAAAGAAUAGGAGUUUUGUAUACUUGUUUGUCAACAAAUAUGCAUUGAGUAACAAACGUCACAAGUGUAAUGUGAAUGUCAUACGUCGUAAUCACAAUCAAUUACAUACUUUGCGCUUAUCGUAUCAAAAGGCAGCUUUAUACCGGCUGGCCGUAAAUCCUAGUUUCAGUGCAGCUAUAACUUCGAAGAUGGCAUCUACGUGGUCUAUGGGGCCAGGGACUUUGGAAAUUCCACUCUCUCUGUUUGCUAAGAACAGGAACCGGUUGGCAGAAAAGCUGAAAAGUGGACAAGUAGUUGUUCUGCAAGGCGGAGAUAGUAUUCCGCACUAUGACACCGACGUCGAAUAUGUAUUUAGACAGGAACCUUACUUCACUUGGGUAUGUGGAGUGCGUGACCCCGGAUGCUACUUUGCCCUUGAUGUGGCUACCAGAAAGAGUUAUCUGUUUGUCCCGAGACUUCCCAUUGACUAUGAAAUCUGGAUGGGAAAACUCCUGAGCUGCGAAGACUUUAAGAAACUCUAUGCUGUAGAUGAAGUUUAUUAUGUGGAUGAGCUAGCAACUAUCCUCCAGGGAUUAAAACCAGAAACACUUCUGACAUUGUGUGGUGUAAACUCUGACAGUGGAUUGACUGCUAAAGAAGCCAUCUUUGAGGGCAUUAAUGAAUUCAAAGUCGACAAUGAAACAUUGUUUCCCAUCAUUGCUGAACUGCGCGUCAUCAAGACGCCAGAAGAGAUUGAAGUUCUCAGAUACGUUUGCAAAGUAUCAUCCGAUGCUCAUAAAAAGGUGAUGCUGUACGCCAAGCCGGGCCUGCAGGAGUACCAGUGCGAGGCGGUGUUCCUGGAGCACUGCUACCGCGCGGGCGGCUGCCGCCACGUGUCCUACACCUGCAUCUGCGGCUCGGGACACAACGCCGCCACGCUGCACUACGGACACGCGUCCGCGCCCAACGCCAAGACCAUCGCGCCCGGGGACAUGUGUCUGUUCGACAUGGGCGGUAACUACGGAGGCUAUGCCGCUGAUAUCACUUGCUCAUUCCCCGCCAACGGGAAGUUUACGGAAGAUCAGAAACUCAUCUACGAAGCAGUUUUGUUUGCCAGGGAUGCUGUCAUCAGGGAAGCUAAGCCGGGCGUGUUGUGGCCAGACAUGCACCUUCUUGCCAACCGCACCAUGCUCGAGCACCUAAAGAAGGGAGGCCUACUCAAAGGCGAUGUAGAAGAAAUGAUCAACCACGGCAUCCACGGCGUGCUGCAGCCGCACGGGCUGGGCCACCUGCUGGGGCUGGACGUGCACGACGUGGGCGGCUACCUGGCGCACUGCCCGGCGCGCCCGCCCGGCCCGCUGCGCCGGCUGCGGACUGCGCGCGCGCUGCAGCCCGGCAUGACGCUCACCGUCGAGCCCGGCUGCUACUUCGUGGAUAGGCUCUUGUCUGAGGCUAAGAACGACCCUGAGCAGUCGCAGUUCUUCAACUGGGAUAUGGUGGACAGGUUCCGAAACUUUGGCGGCGUGCGCAUUGAAGACGACGUUCUUAUCACAGAAACUGGGGUUGAGAACCUCACCUUCGUGCCAAGGACGGUUGCUGAAAUCGAAGAACAUAUGGCGAAUGGCGCUAACUUCAAAUAGUUACCAAACAACAGAGAUCAACCAAACUCGUUAUUGUAUUCUUCUUCAUAAUAGAAGUUACACUAUACAUAUUAUAUAGUAAUAAGAACAAAGACUUUUGUGAAUAUAACUGUUUAUUGAUUAGAAAAGUGAGUAAAGCUUUUGAAGCUGA
Trichoplusia ni (cabbage looper) is the source of this 1781-nucleotide messenger RNA. RefSeq names its product xaa-Pro dipeptidase (gene Dip-C). Gene Ontology annotation, molecular function: metalloaminopeptidase activity; manganese ion binding. The record is from RefSeq and is a predicted model, not a curated record. The coding region runs from base 8 to 1630 and encodes 540 amino acids. The transcript has 12 exons. NCBI's taxonomy places the organism in Eukaryota, Metazoa, Arthropoda, Insecta, Lepidoptera, Noctuidae.